Molecule: messenger RNA, 1359 nt
Organism: Funneliformis caledonium
Lineage: Eukaryota; Fungi; Glomeromycota; Glomeromycetes; Glomerales; Glomeraceae
Source: the annotation of a GenBank genome assembly
AUGUCAGAAGUUGCUCGAAGAGGUCAAGCUCUUCAGCUAAAUAUAACUGCUGCAGUUGGUUUGCAAGAUGUAUUAAAAUCCAACCUUGGUCCUAAAGGAACGAUUAAAAUGCUGGUUGAUGGCGCAGGCAACAUUAAGAUUACUAAAGACGGCAAAGUUCUAUUGAGCGAAAUGCAAAUUCAAAAUCCAACCGCGGCAAUGAUUGCUCGCGCUGCCACGGCACAAGAUGAAAUCACUGGUGACGGUACAACAUCAAUUGUUUUGUUGGUUGGUGAAUUAAUGAAACAAGCCGAAAGAUAUAUUUCUGAAGGGUUACAUCCAAGAAUUAUUACCGAGGGAUUCGAUUUAGCAAGAAAAGAAGCAUUAGAGUUUCUGGAUAAAUUUAAAAUUGAAAAACAGAUUGAUCGGGAAAUACUUGUUAACGUUGCUCGUACCUCUUUAAACACCAAAGUUCAUGCAGCACUUGCAGAAACACUUACUGAUGCUGUCGUUGAUGCAGUAAUGACAAUUAAACCGGAUGGUCAACCAAUUGAUUUACAUAUGGUUGAAAUUAUGAAAAUGCAGCACAAGACCGCUACAGAGUCUCGAUUAGUUCGUGGUUUGGUGUUAGACCAUGGUGCUCGUCAUCCUGACAUGCCUAAACGCGUAGAGGAUGCUUACAUUUUAACUUUGAAUCAACGAGAAAAACUUGUAGAAUCAGAGCGCAAAUUUACGGAUGAAAAAGUGAAAAAAAUUGUUGAAUUUAAAAAACAAGUAUGUGGGGAUACCAAUAAAGGAUUUGUUGUCAUUAAUCAAAAGGGAAUUGAUCCCUUGUCAUUGGAUCUUCUCUGUAAAAAUGGAAUUCUUGCAUUGAGACGUGCCAAGAGAAGAAAUAUGGAAAGAUUACAACUUAUUUGUGGAGGAGUCGCACAAAAUUCCGUGGACGAUUUGUCUCCAGAAGUUCUCGGAUACGCAGGACUUAUUUAUGAGCACACUCUUGGAGAAGAAAAAUAUACCUUUGUUGAAGAGGUUAAAAAUCCAAAAUCUGUUACGAUAUUGGUUAAAGGACCUAAUUCUCACACAAUUGCGCAGAUUAAUGAUGCCAUCCGUGAUGGAUUACGAGCCGUAAAGAAUGCAAUUGAAGAUAAAUGUAUAGUACCAGGAGCAGGAGCAUUUCAAGUUGGGCUUUCAGCUCACUUGAAUAAAUUUAAAAGUUCAGUCAAGGGGAGGGCCAAGAUGGGAGUUCAAGCAUUUGCAGACGCAAUGUUGAUAAUUCCUAAAGUUUUAUCACAAAAUGGAGGAUUCGAUGCUCAGGAUACUAUUGUUGCUUUACAGGUUGUCCUUGUUUUCUCAGAUAUCAGCUUUUCUUAUAUAGGGUAA